Messenger RNA from Pseudozyma flocculosa PF-1, 687 nucleotides. RefSeq lists its product as uncharacterized. Gene Ontology annotation, molecular function: metal ion binding; superoxide dismutase activity. Bases 1 to 687 code for a protein of 228 amino acids. The transcript has 3 exons. Gene Ontology annotation, biological process: superoxide metabolic process. Gene Ontology annotation, cellular component: mitochondrion. Lineage: Eukaryota; Fungi; Basidiomycota; Ustilaginomycetes; Ustilaginales; Ustilaginaceae. The record is from RefSeq and is a predicted model, not a curated record.
AUGAUCCGAACCGCUCUUGCCCGCACCGCCGCCUCGGCUCCCCUGCGCGCCACGGGCUUCAAGGCCGCCGCGCCCCUCGUCGGCGCCCGCUCCAAGCACACCCUGCCCGACCUGCCCUACGACUAUGGCGCGCUUGAGCCCGCCAUCUCGGGCCAGAUCAUGGAGCUGCACCACAGCAAGCACCACCAGACCUACGUAAACGGCCUCAACACGGCCGAGGACCAGCUCUCCGAGGCGCUCCACAAGCGCGACGUCAAGGCCGCCAUCGCCGUCCAGAAGGCCAUCAACUUCAACGGCGGCGGCCACAUCAACCACACCCUCUUCUGGCAGAACCUCGCGCCCCCCAAGCAGGGCGGCGGCGAGCUCGCCGCCGGCCCGCUCAAGGACGCCAUCGACCGCGACUUUGGCAGCCUCGACGGCCUCAAGCAGAAGUUCAACGGCCAGAUCGCCGCCAUCCAGGGCAGCGGUUGGGGAUGGCUCGGCUACAACCCCACCACAAAGAAGCUCGACAUUGUCACCACCGCCAACCAGGACCCCCUGCUCUCCCACGUCCCUCUGAUCGGCGUCGACGCCUGGGAGCACGCCUUCUACCUCCAGUACCAGAACGUCAAGGCCGACUACUUCAAGGCCAUCUGGCAGGUCAUCAACUUCAAGGAGGCCGAGGCCAGGCUCAACAAGGCCCAGUGA